GCUUACUCAGGUAUAUAUAUUUUUCUUCUUCAUUUGUGACAUUUGCCAGUAGCAUGGCUGAUAACAAUUUGAACCAAAUCCACUACAAUGGCAGUGGUGUGGCCCUGGAAAGAGAUUCUUCACCAGAAAAAUGUUUACUAGAUUCCCAAGAAAACUCUACUUGCCCAUUAGCUAUAAUUAAACAAGAGCCAUCACCUAUUGUGGCAGAUAAUUCUGUUUGUGUGAAAUCGGAACCAUUAUCAUAUGAACCAUUUUGUCAAGCACUCAUUAAUGAGUGCUUGGAUGACACCAAACCAUCUUUGACUGAAAAAUUCAAAGGUGCAUUUAGUGCAUUUGCUACCAAAAGGAAGGACAAAGCUAAAUCAACUGCAGAAUCUGGCAAAAAAGUGGUGGCUCAUAGAGAUCCCCUGAUGAAACCUGUUGUGUUUGAGAGCAAUGAACACACUCCUGAAGGAUGGGUCCGAAAAAUUUCACAGAGAAUGGGUGGCCAGUCUGCUGGUAAAUUUGAUGUAUAUUAUUUUAGUCCGCAAGGUAAAAAAUUCCGAUCUCGCAAUGAAAUCAAGAACUGGGCCAUUAAGGAGAAUAUAGAACUGGAUCUAGGAGUGUUCAAAUUUUGCCACCAGCCAUAUCCCAUGGCAACCCGACGAGCCCCAUCUUCUGCUCGCUCUCCCCCACCAAUGUCCCCAACAGUUACCUCCAGCAUCUCUCCUUUGCCCCCCACAUUGAACAACACCACCAGCCCCAUGCCCUCAUUAUUUGCAUCCCCUGCACCCACUGACCUUACAAACCUGACAACUCCUACAGUGAUGUCGCCCAAGCAGCCACCUCCAAAGAAACGAAAAAUUGUUAAUGCUCAAAACGGGGCUCAUCCUAACCGAGUGCAGAAACCAAAAGUUCAACCAGUCACACCAGACAAAGUGAAUGCUGACGUGGCUGAACCACUGAAGAACAGCCCUUAUUUCAAGACAGAGUCUGAAGCGCUUCCUAAACUUGGGCUGAAGGGCCGCUCGAAGUGGGUGCCUCCACGCAGCCCUUUUAACCUCAUCCAGGAGACUUUGUACCAUGACCCUUGGAAGCUUCUUGUUGGCACCAUCUUUAUGAACAAAGUCUCAGGCAAUGAAGCUGUUGGUAAGAACCUUUUGUGGGAGUUCCUGGAGCGGUGGGGCAGCGCCCAGGCCGUCCUGAAGGCAGACGUCACGGACAUGGCGGAGGCGCUCAGGCCACUCGGCCAGCACCAGAGGAAGGCUAAGAUCAUCAAGCAGUUCUCGGAAGAGUAUCUACGCAAGAAUUGGCAGUACCCCAAGGAAUUGCAUGGCAUCGGCAAAUACGGCAAUGACUCGUACAGAAUUUUUUGCAUCAACGAGUGGAAACAAGUUCGGCCAUCGGACUACAUGCUGAACAUCUACUGUGACUGGCUCUGGGAAAAUCACGUGACGUUGGGCAUUGAGUGAUCAAAUCAUGACCGCGGGUUGAUGUAUUAUGCGUCUGAUAGCGUCUUCUAACGAAUGUUGUAUGGUCUAAGCUCGAAGAAACGAGCUUAUACGCAUUUAAAAUUUGCUGUAAAGUAACUGAGGAUUAUACACUGCAACGUCACACUUAUGCGUACUGGAUUUUUUACGUUCGUAGUUUGAAACUGAUGGCAGGUCCGUCAUUGGGCUGUUCUGUCUGGCUGUCCAACUGACUUCACUUUUAAGGUAAUUGGCAAGGUUUUCGAAAGAUCGGUUUAUCAACCUUGCAUUGUUUUAAAUAUUUACUUGGACGGAGUGCUAUUGAAUGUAGCAACAUUAAUUGUUCUCUUCUUCCAACUUUAGUUUCCAGCUUGUGUAGCGAGUUAGUUCAGAGAAUUAGCAUGACGAGAGUAACAUUAAUCAGCUAUUUAAAAGUACCGAGAAUUUCGUUCAUGUGGUAAUUUCCGUCUAAUAUUAAUCCUAAAGCUAUUAUACCCAUUGUUUGAAUGGAAGUAUGUGAAAAUUCCAAGUAAUAUUUUAAGUACCUA
Messenger RNA from Hyalella azteca, 1996 nucleotides. Its product is annotated as methyl-CpG-binding domain protein 4. NCBI's taxonomy places the organism in Eukaryota, Metazoa, Arthropoda, Malacostraca, Amphipoda, Hyalellidae. Gene Ontology annotation, molecular function: DNA binding; catalytic activity. Gene Ontology annotation, cellular component: nucleus. The transcript has 6 exons. The record is from RefSeq and is a predicted model, not a curated record. Gene Ontology annotation, biological process: DNA repair. Bases 54 to 1451 code for a protein of 465 amino acids.